This is a messenger RNA of Gavia stellata (red-throated loon), 1485 nucleotides long. RefSeq names its product 7-dehydrocholesterol reductase (gene DHCR7). Lineage: Eukaryota; Metazoa; Chordata; Aves; Gaviiformes; Gaviidae. Bases 34 to 1461 code for a protein of 475 amino acids. The transcript has 8 exons. Gene Ontology annotation, cellular component: endoplasmic reticulum membrane. The record is from RefSeq and is a predicted model, not a curated record. Gene Ontology annotation, biological process: brassinosteroid biosynthetic process; cholesterol biosynthetic process. Gene Ontology annotation, molecular function: 7-dehydrocholesterol reductase activity.
ACGGGCAGUACUGGCGAGCUGUCCCUGGACAUUAUGGCAGCCCAUCAGGAGAAAAAACCUUCUGAAGAAAGCAAGCGCAAAAGCACCCAAAAUGGUACUGGAACGUCUCAAGUCCAGUGGGGAAGAGCAUGGGAGGUGGACUGGUUUUCCUUGGCAAGCAUCCUUUUCCUGCUCACGUUUGCACCACUUAUCGUAUAUUACUUCAUAAUGUCCUGUGACCAGUACCAGUGCUCUCUGAUUGAUCCACUCAUUGACUUGCUCAUGGGGAAUAAACAUCUGUCUGACAUCUGGAACAAGACUCCUACAUUAACCUAUAGGGCUGCUGGCAUCUAUACCCUUUGGGUUGCUUUCCAGGUGGUUUUGUAUCUGUUCAUUCCUGACUUCUGCCAUAAAUUUCUUCCUGGAUAUGUAGGAGGUGUACAGGAAGGUGCUGUCACCCCUGCUGGUGUAGUGAAUAAGUAUGAAAUCAAUGGACUACAGGCUUGGAUCAUUACCCAUGUGCUUUGGUUUGCAAAUGCCUAUUACUUCCACUGGUUCUCACCUACCAUCAUUUUUGACAACUGGAUUCCUCUCUUGUGGUGUGCCAAUGUCCUGGGAUAUGCAGUUUCCACAUUUGCAAUGAUUAAAAGCUACUUUUUCCCUACCAAUGCCAAAGACUGCAAAUUCACUGGCAACUUCUUUUAUAACUACAUGAUGGGGAUUGAAUUUAACCCUCGAAUAGGAAAGUGGUUUGAUUUCAAGCUGUUCUUCAAUGGGCGCCCUGGUAUUGUAGCCUGGACUCUAAUUAACCUUUCCUAUGCUGCUAAACAACAGGAGCUGUACGGUCAAGUAACCAACUCCAUGAUCCUUGUCAAUGUCCUUCAGGGUAUUUAUGUUUUGGACUUCUUCUGGAAUGAAGCCUGGUAUUUGAAAACCAUUGAUAUCUGCCAUGAUCACUUUGGAUGGUACUUGGGCUGGGGAGACUGCGUUUGGUUGCCUUACCUCUAUACUUUGCAGGGUUUGUAUUUGGUUUACCACCCUGUCCAGCUGUGCACAGCUAAUGCCAUAGGGAUCUUGAUGCUGGGCUUGAUCGGCUAUUACAUUUUCAGAAUGACCAACCACCAGAAGGACCUCUUCCGUCGUACAAAUGGCAACUGCAAGAUAUGGGGGAAGAAACCAGAGUAUAUUGAGUGCUCCUACAUGUCUGUGGAUGGGACCAAGUACUACAGCAAACUGAUGACCUCGGGAUUCUGGGGGUGGGCACGCCAUUUUAACUACACAGGAGAUUUGAUGGGCUCCCUGGCCUAUUGCCUGACUUGUGGGUUUGAACACAUCUUGCCUUACUUCUACAUUGUUUAUAUGACUAUUUUGCUAACGCACCGUUGCAUUAGGGAUGAACACCGUUGCUUCAGCAAGUACGGGAAGGACUGGAAGCGCUACACUGCUGCAGUGCCUUACCGGCUCAUACCAGGGAUAUUUUAAGGCCAACAGAGAAUCCAGGGGAAA